UAACAACUAUGGUCGAAAUGGCUACCAACAGUGACCAAGGAAUAACUGGUGGGAGGAGAACUUAGAGAGAGAGCAGGGCGAUCGUGUGGAAAAAAUGUGGGGUUAGUAUUUCGAAGAAAUGCAGACCAAGGAAAAGGAAAAACAAGAGGAGCGCAAGUUGAAGGAGGAAGAGGAGAGGAAAAGAGCACAAGAAGCAGCGGAAGGGAAAGAGGAAACCAAGAAAGAAAGGGAGGAAUUCGAGAAUUCGUUGGGAAAAAUUGAUAAAGAUAACAUAGAGGUAUGCGAGCAGAUGUUGGGCAAGAAGGCGAAUUCCAACCAUGGGGCAAAUAUGGAAUCGCGAGACGAUACCAGGGGGAACAAGCAAGAGAAAAUGUGGAGACGUGGGGAUGCUGCGGCCAAAGGGCAAAUUGAUCGUCAGAAGAACAAAGACAUCGAACGUCUGCAACGAAAGAAUAACAAUCUAGUACGCAUGGCGACGGGCAGGGAAAACAAGGAAUUGGACGGGAUUAAGGAGGACAAUCAAGCCCUGAUUCAUGACAUGCUCAGUCUGGGGGACGAGGUGGAGAACUUAAAUCGCGACAAUAAGCGUGGCGUGGAGACAGUCAUGGAGAAAAGUCCUCCGGAGGAACUUGUGAGGGGGAAAGUCAAGCAGGUGGACGAUGCCCGUACCGGCGUACCCCAGCUGAAUGGGCAAAGUUGACCGAAGCGUAGAAGCGAGUGAGGGACGAGAAAGAUAUGGCGGAGAAGGAAGUAUCGACUCUCAAAGAAACGAAUCAAUCGUAUAAAGAUAA
Molecule: messenger RNA, 791 nt
Organism: Chara braunii
Lineage: Eukaryota; Viridiplantae; Streptophyta; Charophyceae; Charales; Characeae
Source: the annotation of a GenBank genome assembly